Microtus oregoni (creeping vole) is the source of this 551-nucleotide messenger RNA. RefSeq names its product chromosome unknown C1orf189 homolog (gene Cfap141). NCBI's taxonomy places the organism in Eukaryota, Metazoa, Chordata, Mammalia, Rodentia, Cricetidae. The coding region runs from base 29 to 346 and encodes 105 amino acids. The record is from RefSeq and is a predicted model, not a curated record. The transcript has 4 exons.
CUUCCCAGUAGCCUCAGAAACACCAAACAUGUCUGUAGAUAUGUCUGCGGAAAAGAUGACAAAAAUAGAAGAGAAUUUGAAAAGAGCCGUGGCACUUAAGAAGAUGGUCAACAGGUGGCAGAAUUCACAUACUCACUGUAUGUGGCAGAUGACAUUAAGCCAGCGGAGGAACCUGUAUGCUACGCUAAGGAUGCAGGGCGAUAUGGAACAGGAGUUAGCCCUGUCCAACAAGCAGCUGCUGACGGUCCGUCAAGAUGCCUUACACCAACUGUUUGCAAAGGAGCAUCAGCAGUACCAGCAGGAGCUCAGUCAGCUGGGCAAAGCUUUUUAUGAGGAGAGACUGUGACGCUGCCCAGACACUGCUCUUCGUCAUGCCUGCCAACCCGCCUCUAGUCUCUACCACAAGCUUCCCAAAACACGCCUGAAGCUGGGACUGUUGCUUCUGAAAACAAGAGCGACACCUUGUGGUCAGGGUGGGAUAUGCAGCGUUGUAAGAGGAGAGAAUGCACAAUGUCUGGUUUAAAGAAAUCCUGAUUUGGUUUAACAAAUAA